AUGGAUAUUGAAGAUUAUAAAGAAAUAUCUAAAGAGAAGGUUGAAUUAGUUCCACUAAGUAAGAUUUUAAAGCUCAUAAAAUAUACAACAGACUCAAAGUUCUCAAAAGAUUCAGUUAGUGGGAUUCAGUUAAGUAUAUCUCACUUUAUUUCUGAAUUAGUUAAAGAGUCUGAAAAGCAUGCUAGGAUUCGUACAAAGAAACAUAACAAGCAUAUAACUGUAACUAUUCAAAAAGAAGAUAUAAUAGCUGCACUACAACGUGGUGGAAAUAAAUAUCACUUUAUAAAUUCAUCUAUGGAAUUUUUAGAUGACAAUAAUUGGAUAGGGAUGCCAAAUGAAAAUAGUGACGAUAAAGAAAAUAUAGAAAUAGAUUCUUUUAGUUCUGAAAAUGAUAAUGCCCAAACAAAAUUUUCCAAUAAGUCAAGUAAUAAAUUAAAUAUGUCAGGAUGUAAUUCGAUCUUAAAUUACUUUAAGUUAAAAUGA
Cryptosporidium muris RN66 is the source of this 483-nucleotide messenger RNA. RefSeq lists its product as uncharacterized. The record is from RefSeq and is a predicted model, not a curated record. Lineage: Eukaryota; Apicomplexa; Conoidasida; Eucoccidiorida; Cryptosporidiidae. The transcript has a single exon. Gene Ontology annotation, molecular function: protein heterodimerization activity. The coding region runs from base 1 to 483 and encodes 160 amino acids.